AUGGUUCACAUCAAUGUGUUGAAAAAGUUAACGUGUGUUCUUGUGGUGAUCCUGGUAGCUCUGACGGUUUGCCUGUGGAGAGAGGCGAGAAGAAGCUACUAUGUUCCUUUCAAGACCGAGAGCAGUGAUUCGCAGGUUCACAGGACUUCAGAAAAGUGGAACCCACUGAAAUCACGGGGCCUUUUCCGUGACACUGCCAGUGAAUUGGGUCAAAUACCCAAAACUUGGUUUAAUGACAACAGCAAAGUAAAAGGCAGUAUCCCUGGAACAGAUGAAAGAUCCAAGAAAUCAGCAGACUCUGUGAAGGUAUGGGAUAAGGACAGUUCAUCCAGAAAUCUCAUCCCCAGGCUGCAGAAGGUCAGAAAAAACUACCUGUCCAUGAACAAGUACAAUGUGACUUACACUGGGAAGAGGAAUGCUGCUAAACUCAGCCCAGAGAAGCUGCUCUGCCAGCUACGGGACAGGGUGAAUGUGACCAUGAUACAGGGAUCGGAUGGUCCUUUCGAUACCUCUGAAUGGCAGCAGUACCUACCAGGGAAAAGCCUCAAUGAGACAGUGGGCCGCCUGGGUCGCUGUGCUGUUGUGUCCUCAGCAGGGUCUCUGAAAUCAUCUCAUUUGGGACAGCAGAUAG
Molecule: messenger RNA, 631 nt
Organism: Mesitornis unicolor (brown roatelo)
Lineage: Eukaryota; Metazoa; Chordata; Aves; Mesitornithiformes; Mesitornithidae
Product: beta-galactoside alpha-2,6-sialyltransferase 1-like
Exons: 1
Source: RefSeq, a predicted model, not a curated record